AUGGAGCACAGUUUUCUUGACCGCGUGAGGCAGGCUUGGGAUUCCGCAGACGACUCGCCGGAACCACUGCCUCUGCCAAUCCUGAGCUCAGAAGAUUCUGGGCCACGGCCGCUCCCUUUCUAUCCCAAGCUCGGAGAGCCCUCACGGGACAGCCCGGAACUGCUUUCCAGGCCUCCCUGGCGGCUGCACUGGGUCUACCCGCAAAACGGACUCUUUCCCGUAGCGCAGAGCACCGUGGAAACAAGUUCAGCCUCGCUCGCUCAGGUCUUUCGGCCAGGGACACAGACGCCACGGGCACCUGCAGGAGAGGUGGUCCCAGCGGAGGAACCCGGUAGAAGCAGGCUGCAGCAAUUUCCCCCGAACUGGCCCGCUGGCCCCGGCGACAGACAGCUGGACACCGAGACUUCUGACAGGGGAACUUCGGAGCGACGCCGCUCUCCCGCCUCGGCUCGGUGGUGCCACUGCCCCAAAUUCGCAGGCUGCCGGGAAUGGCUUCGUCGCGUGAUGUUGUCGAUGUCCGGAGGCGUUUUCGCUCCUAGCACUGCGCCACAACCCGCGGAAGCGCAGCGCCCGCGUCGCACCGUCAGGCGCUCCGUGUCAGCGUUUUGUCCGUCGAGGCUCCCCGAUCCGCGCACCGAGCCGGAGAGCCGGAUGUGUCCAGGCUCCUGGAUGGCUAUUUCCUCUGUGAAGGCACUUGCUGGGACCCAGCAACGCAAGGUGCAGAGGAGAGGGUUUGCGGUCGCAGGUCCCACAGCAAGUGCCUUCACAGAGGAAAUAGCCAUCCAGGAGCCUGGACACAUCCGGCUCUGCAAAAAGAGCGGCGCUGCCACCAAGGAGAUGCCACCGGCUAGGCUUCGGCAAUCCUAG
Messenger RNA from Trichechus manatus latirostris (Florida manatee), 867 nucleotides. RefSeq names its product annexin A2 receptor (gene ANXA2R). The record is from RefSeq and is a predicted model, not a curated record. NCBI's taxonomy places the organism in Eukaryota, Metazoa, Chordata, Mammalia, Sirenia, Trichechidae. Gene Ontology annotation, molecular function: signaling receptor activity.